Messenger RNA from Paralichthys olivaceus (Japanese flounder), 2044 nucleotides. It is a transcript of the gene acd, whose product is annotated as ACD shelterin complex subunit and telomerase recruitment factor. Gene Ontology annotation, biological process: protein localization to chromosome, telomeric region; telomere capping; negative regulation of telomere maintenance via telomerase. Gene Ontology annotation, molecular function: telomeric repeat DNA binding. The record is from RefSeq and is a predicted model, not a curated record. Gene Ontology annotation, cellular component: telomerase holoenzyme complex; chromosome, telomeric region; shelterin complex. NCBI's taxonomy places the organism in Eukaryota, Metazoa, Chordata, Actinopteri, Pleuronectiformes, Paralichthyidae.
GGAUUACGCAAAGGUCAGAGCGCAACUGCGUCUGUGAAUCAGCGGAAAUGUUGUGACGUGGGAACCUUUGAGCGUCCGUCGAAGUUUUCCUGACGGACCCUAACAGACGACGCACAGUGUGCAGAUCCAAACAUGCCUCGCGCUGCUCGGAACCAGCUGACUCCGUGGAUAGAGACCCUGAUCCUGGGUUAUGGCAGCCGGGAGGGGAGCAGCGACGGCGGCCGGCUGAAGGCUCAUGUGAUCGGGGUGGGUCAGAUGUCUCAGUCCCAGGCUCUGAGCUCCGAGGGACUCACCGGGCUCCUCUUCCUGUCCGACGGGGCGCUGCAGCUCCCCGCCGUCCUCACCGCCUCCGCCUGGGAGCAUCUCCAGGAGCAGGAGGACCGCGAGUGCGUCACCAGCCUGGUCAACACCACCGUGUGCAUCCGGGACUACCGGCUCCAGUUUCACGUGGCCCCCCAGCAGGUCCGGUGCAGGUUCUUCCUGUCGGUGGGGGAGCUGGCCACCACUGCAGCGGGUCCGGUCAGAGACAACACCCCGUGCUGCACCUCCCUGCCCUCCGUCCGGCAGAAGAUCUGCCAGACGUGGAGGGCGCUGCAGGGCCCGGAGCUGCUGGACUCUCAGAGGAGCCAGGGCGGGUUCGACCUGUCGGAGCUGCUGGGGGAGUGGCAGCACGACUGUGUGCAGACGGUGCUGGAUGAUGUUCGGGAGAGGCUGCUGGCAGCGAGCAGCCCGCAGCCCUCCACUUCCGCUGACACCCCGCUGCCCACCCACCCGGGCUCCUUCACCGCCACCAGCUGGGACGUGGACAGGGUGAGAUACAAAGCAGUGAAGCGUUUCAUCGUCCCUGUGAAGUCUCUGCUCCUCCCAGAGGAGGAGGCUCUGCGGCUGCACACGCCACCUGAUGUCAGCAGCAGGACUGAGCUCUCCGCUGCUCCUGAGGACACAGAGACAGAUCCACCGCCACCCCCCCCAGAGACCACGCAGCCUCCCAGUGAGGAUGCAGGGUCGACGAGUUCCACGCCAGCAGCGGGAGAGACAAACGCCAACGAGGUCUCCCCUCCCCCUGUGGAUCAAGAGGACGUAACCACACACGUGAUUGACAGCCACAUCACCUUUUUAACCAACCCGUGGGACAUUUAUCCUCCACCGUGCACAUCCUCAUUCUCUGAUGAGUCCCCAGAAGCAACGCCAGCAAGCACUCAGCACACGCCCACCGCCACUGAAUCAGAGCCCGACCACGCUGCCAUGUUGACCAGCACGCAACUUCCUGUCCCCGGCCAGGAGACAACAGGGCACAGCAAGGGAGAACACAGCUACUUCCCACCAUACCAGCAACCGCCAUGUUCGACCAGCCUCCCUGAGACGUCAUCGUCAUCUCCUGUGAGUCCACCAGAACCGGUCUCCAGACCAGCGGACGCGUUGCCCGCCGCAGACGAGCGCUGCACCCGCACAGCUCAACAAAAUCACCUCGCCGAGGACGGAGAAGGUGAGAUUUGGGUGAAGGACACACCUGAUGAUGGACAGUACGGGAAGAGACGGAGAUGUGAGGUGGCACCAGAAGCUGCAGUGGAGGAGCAGAGGGGGGACGCUCAGGGGAGCGGGAACCCUCCAUCUUGGCUCUUUGACACACAGGCCAGCCUCUGGGCUGAAGAGAGCGGCGCUCACACAAAGGGUCAAAGUGCAGGAAGCGUCUGGAGGAAAACUCCCACAGUUCACAGCAGCGGCGGACAGUUCUCUUACUCUUAUCAAGUGUCGGGACAGAAUCUGCAGGACUUCAGUGGACUCACAGUCAGUGAGUCUCUGCUGCACUGGGCGGUGAAGUAUCUGGUUCCAAAGACGAGAGAGAAUCCGCUCAACGAGUCCGCGACCUCUGACCGCACCAAGGUCACGUCACUGUAGCUUCCACUCGUUCAGAGACAACUCACGUUCUUCUUCCAUUUGUUCUUUAAAGCUGAGUUUGUUUUUAUAUGUUGUGUUUAAAGCACUGAGAAAAAAAAUCUACUUUUUUACUUGACUUACUUCUUUGUUUUAAAUAAACUAUGAG